This is a messenger RNA of Chara braunii, 7150 nucleotides long. The record is from the annotation of a GenBank genome assembly. NCBI's taxonomy places the organism in Eukaryota, Viridiplantae, Streptophyta, Charophyceae, Charales, Characeae.
GGACGGAUGGAAUAGACCGGUCAAGGUGCGAUGCUGAAUAAAAAGAGGUAUGCUUGUUUUCUUUUCUUUCUUAUCAGGGAGCUUGAAGAGAAAAGUCUGUCAAGAUGUCGCAGGGCAGCGGCGCAUCGGGUGGUCCCAAGAAGGGUCUGACGCUCGAUGAGCUCAUUGCGGCCAUUGACCGGCAUGAAAGGAACCCGAGCAAUAUCCCUAAAGUCGAGACCUUCCAUUUUUGUGGGGAGAGGGUUUCAGAAUGGCUGGAGCGGGUGGAACAAGCUUUGGUCGGGCGGUCGGACGUUGUAAAGUUCCAAUGCAUCCUUCAGUAUGUCCUCCACAGCUACCACCAAGAAGUGAAGAAAGUCAUAGAUGCGGCCCAAAGUAGCUGGGAGAGGUUCAAGGAGGGGAUGCAGAGGAAAUACCACCUGGGAGACGGGUUGUUGACUACCGCGGAUCUUGAGGCGAUGAACAAAGAGGAUUUUACGACGAUAGGGGCCUUUGUUCAAGAAUUUAAGAAGAGGGCGCGGAAGGUGGAGCAACGUCAGGUACGCCUGCAAAGGCAGAAGAGAAAGGAAACAGAUGCGACCGCUUCUGGGACCCCGGGGGUAACAAGGAUUGUUACAGAUGUAUUGGCACAGCUGGGGUAUGCGACAAAGCCGGUGGUGCAAAGGAGGGUAGUAACGGCUGUCCAAGUGAAAGGAAAGGAGCGGGUGAUAGAGGAGGUUGUUCAGGAGGAGCUCUGGGAAGAGGAAGAGUCGGUGCCGCAGGGCCUGACGAAGGCCCAGCGCAAAGUGCGUAACUUGGCGCAGGGCGGACAGGGAUCAGGAAAAGCGCAGGCGCCUCAGGCCUUGACAGCAACCCUUUUAAAUGUGGCAGCUCCAUCAUCUAGUACGGGCCCCUCGCAAGGAGGGGCGCCCUCCUACGGACAGUGGUCCUGGUCGGUGAUCAAUGCAAUCGUACUAUGGGGUAGCCCGCCACCAGUAGCCGGACCGCAAACGAGUAUGCCGCCACCCAUCUACCCCGCAGCCCAGGCCCAGCCUGUGGCCCCGCCGCCGUCACCCGCUCCCAGUUCACAGGGAAGCGUGGCUGGUGGUGGGAACCAGGGGCAGGGCAAUCAAGGCAACGGAGGGAGGGGUGGAGGAAGGGGGCAAAGCAGGAAUGGCGGCGGAAGAGGAAGGCAAUGGAAUGGUCAAGGCCAAGGGUACCAAGGCCAAGGGAAUCAAGGCCAGGGGUACCAAGGCCAGGGGUACCAAGGCCAAGGGAAUCAAGACAAAAGGAGCGGGCUGAUUUCCUCCACUAUGGAUGGGAACAUCUACGAUCAGUUUGGGGAGGUCAUUGAUAGAAGGCUUGGAGGAGUGAGGGCAGAAGCCCAACGAAGGGCGGCAGCUGGGCCGCCACCCCCUGCCAUGUUCAGGCUAUGGCAUGAGAAGAAAGGACCGUCGGUGGGGAUAGAGGAAUUCAGGUUAUGGCAGGAAAAGGAAGAACCACCGAUUGGGGUAGAGGAAGUGGGAAGCGAUGAGGAAGUGACUCAAGGGCCACAAGGAGGAAGUAAGGGGGAAGAACCCAUAAUCAUUGAGCCAGAUGACGAGAAUGAGGAAGAAAGGAUGGAACCUUCGUCCGUCUUGUUGGGGAAAAUGGAGGACCUGCUGGAUAAGAUGGGGAGGUACCAACAGAAGUUGGUGGGCCUCUGUGAGGAAGUGAGGAAAUGGAAGUCUAACAUCCCCAAGGUGUUCCUCUACGAAUCUGGUCCGGAGUCAGCGCCUGGGCGACCCAGAGUAAAUGAGGUGGGGUCGUGCCCACAAUGGGGAAUAAUGGGGAGACCCCUCACUCCGCAGGCCCGGCUGGCGCAGGCAGCACGAACGAAAAGUCAAGCCAAAGCCAGCGCCAGCCAAGAGCCUCCAAGGAGGGAGCUGGAGCCAGGAAAAAGAAAGGAUGCUGUGGAAGUGGAGGAUGACGACAAUGAGGAGGAAGAGGACGAGAGGCUGCGUAGGGAGGAGGAUCAGAGAGCGGAGAAGCGGGCAAGGAAAAAGGGAGCCAGGGGAGAGGUCGAGCCGGUCAUGCGCGACGGACCGCCCAAAAAGAAGAAGUACGCAGUUCGGUUGGAGAAGGGGUUUGACGUGGAGAGAGUGAUCGACCGGCUGCUAGAAGGGCACAAUGACCUCAUGACUCUGAAGGAAAUCCUAGCGUCGGCCCCGCGACUCCGCGAUGAACUGAAGGGGAGAUUGUUGUGGCGCCUGGUGCCCAAUGUCCAUCUGGGUAUGAUACUGCCCAAGGAGGCAGUGUGGGCGAAGUCAGGUACGAAGAUGGACUGGAAGUGUGUAGCCUGCGGCACGGUGGAUUUGGUGGUAAAGGGUUCCAAGUGCGCAACAAUUGUGGACACCGAGGCAGAGAUGAACAUUAUUCGGGAGGCGAACGCGAUCAGAUUCGGGCUGGAUAUAGACCAUUCCGACUGCGGUAUUCUGCACGGAGCCAGCUGCAAGGCCAUAUUUUGUGGGACAGCCUCGAAUGUACUCAUCGAGGUUGGAAAGGGGGCGGCUCAAGCAGGGUUCCCAAAGGCGGUACAAGACGAGAAGUGCCGCCCGGUUCCCGUCCUCGUUACAGAAGACGAGGAAGCAUACUACGAAAGGGAACGAGGGUUGAUACGGCGAAUGAGAGAGAGUGCUCUAGCAGGGUCAUGUCGUAUCAACGAAGGGAACGAGGGGAGGUUGAUUAUAGGGGAACCCGACUUCCUACUGCCUCAGGAGCGAACGUUGAUGGUGGAGUUGAUGAAAAGGAGGCAUCGCGCCUAUGCGUUUAGCGACGAGGAGCGUGACAGGCUGGAUGUGGACAAAAUACCUAUGAUCCACAUCCAUACCGUGCCACUCGAGCCUUGGAACAUGAGAGGGGCGCGAUAUCCUAAUCCUGACAAGGAAAAGAAGGUGGUGGAUUACCUCGAUGGCAAAAUAUGUACGCACGUCGCCGACUAUUCGAGUGGACCGUAUGCGUCCCACUGGUUCUCCUUUAUCAAGCCUAACGGGACGCUGCGGUGGGUGCAAGAUUUGCAAAGACUAAAUGUGGUGACCGUGCGGGAUGCUGGAGGAUUGCCCAAUGCAGACGCGCUGUCAGAAUCCUAUGCUGGAAGGCCUAUAAUCUCACUUAUAGACCUUUACUCAGGAUAUGAUCAGUUCUCGGUCUACCCGCCGGACAGGCAUGUGACAGCUAUGCACACGCCGCGAGGGUUAAUCUACAUGAACGUGGCCCCGCAAGGGUGGACCAAUGCGGUAGCAAUGGUCCAACGGGCCAUGAAUCGGGCUAUGCAGUCAGUCAGCCCCCAUAUCACACAGCCAUACAUCGACGAUUUGGCGGUGAAGGGGCUGGCGGUAAAAGAAAGCGACGAAGUCUCGCCAGGGGUAAGGCGCUUUGUUUGGAAGCACAUCCAGGACCUCGAAAAGGUCCUAAGCCUGCUUGAAAAGCAUAACCUCACGGCGAGCAGGGCCAAAUCCAGACACUGCAUGAGGGAAACGACUAUCUUGGGGUUCGUCUGCAGUGAGAAGGGCCGAAGGCCGGAUUUGAAGAAGACGGACAAGAUUACUGGGUGGUCGGUUCCGUUCCACUCAAUAACUGAUGUCAGGAGCUUCCUUGGCACGUGUGGAUUUUGGAGGGCCUUCGUCAAGAACUUUGCCGCUAAGACUGAACAUCUGAGGAAGUUAGUUCGUCAGGACCAGGAAUGGGUUUGGGGCGAAGAACAAGAAGAGGUGGUGGCUAGGAUGAAGGAGGAAUUUCGAAAAGGAGGGUUGGUGCUAGGAGCGCCACAUUAUGAUGCUACGGAAACAAGACCCUUCAUUGUCGAAACGGAUGCGGGGCCAACUGCCUUAGGAGGAGUUCUGAUUCAGGCGGGCAUGGAGGGAAAGGAAAGGCCUUUGAGAUUUGAGAAUCGGACUCUCUGUACGACCGAGAGGAACUACUCUCAGUUCAAGAGGGAGACCCUUGUCGUCCUCCACUGUCUGCGAAUCUUCCGGAACUACAUCUUCGACAGGAGAUGGCUGACGUACAUCUGGAUGUUCAAUUUCGAAUUGGAACGGAUUCCUGGCAGUAAGAACCGGGCGGACGGGCUGAGUCGGAUCAACUGGGAUAAACAGGAAGGGGAGGCAGUGGAGAAUACGCCCCUAUUUGAUGGAUUUGUGGACCAGGAAGAAGAUGUCCGUCUUCAUAUCAACAAGUGGUCGCCGCGAGUACCCAGCUGUGUGGGCUAUCCUAUCUGGCAGGCGCCGAAUGGGUAUGAAAGGAGGGCCAAGUUAGUCCCCAAACCCUUUGAAGAAGAGGAUCCCUGGGGUGGUAAGGGUGUUCAGUGGAUGAUGGAGUUAGCGCUGGCCAGCUCGCAUAGCCUGGUGGAGGACGUGAGGACGAUUGAGGAAGGACCUGGCCAAGUAGAACGGCAUGAGAACCUGAUGGGAGGAAUGUAUCUCCUCGUCAACACGUUAUUGCAGGAAAGCCUCGACCAGUCAGGCUCGUUGAACCCGGCAGGCAAGGUGAAUGAAGUGCCCGAGAGUCAGGACGACGAGUUCGAGGAGGGGGGGAUUAAGGAGGCCUUUCGUGCAGAGGAGUAUGAUGGGAUCUACCUAGAGCUGGGACUUCUUGUGUCUGACUUUACGAAGACAGCCAUGCCAAGAGGAGGGAAGGGGACACGGCCGCCUCAGAGAUCGUUGGGCGCAUCAGGAGGAUAUGAGCGUAAUGGGUCUCGUCAUCGAGAUAGCACUCCAAAGUACGACGGUGGCAACAUCGAGCUAUUCCUAGACAGUUUCUGGGAGCAUGCGCGGCGUAUGGGUUGGACUGUGACCCAGGGGAUUGAGAGGCUGAGGGGAGUCGGCAGAUUCGAGGAGCCCGUCGCACGGAUCCGUAGAGAGGCGACGACGAGGUCAGAGGUGGAGUUGAGGAUGCACGAGCUGCGACCCUCGCCUGUGGGACCUGAUGGCAGGCCGAUCCGCCUGGAGAUUGGAAAUGCGUCGGACUUCAUCCCCGCAUUUGAGUGGUUCAUGCAGGGGAAGGGUAUACCGAGAGACGAUUGGAUGCAGACAUUACCACUCUGGACCAGGAAGGCGGAAAGACCACUGGCUAGGCAGGUUAGAAGCAUGGUCCGGGACUGGGAGAGCUGCAGGGCACAUCUGAGAGAAGCCUUUCGACGGCCAGAGCCCCCUCAGCCCAGAAUUGAGAGGCAUCAGAGGAGGCAGAGGCAGAGGGACCCUGAGCCCAGGGAGGCGAGACCAUCUCGAGGAGGACGGAAGGCCCUAGCCAGGAGAGAAGAGGAACCGGAGCCGGAGCCAGAGGCUGAGGAGCGAGGGGCAUACCCUGAGUGUGGGUUGGGACUAGUGGAGUUCCAUCGGUUUACCGAGGGUGGAUUCAGGAGGUCGCCAGCACGCACGCAGGAGGAGCCGUCAGCAUCUCAGGGGCCCUUGAAGGAGUUGGGGACGCAUUUGGAUAUCUCUCAGUGGAGAGCGUCGCCUCGGGGUGAGGAGCAUGGAGAGCAGGCAGAGGAGGUGCCACGAGAGGAGGUGCCACGGGAGGAGGUCCAGGGUACUCAGCGAGAGAGAGGGUUGGGCGACGAGGGGAGACGUGCAGGGAAAGAAGUGAUAGAGGUUGGAGAGGACACGCCCCCACAGACGCCAGCGGUGGGUUUGAGACUCGGGGAUGCACCAAGGAACACUCGCCAGGCGGGGGAGAGGUUGCAAAGAGAGGAGGCCCCAUUACCUUCAUCAGAAAAGACUCCUUCGCCAGAGGGGAGAGCAGAAAGGAGGAGGGAGAGGGCAGUUGUAAGGAGAGAAACCUUGACCCUGAUUGACAGGCACCUAGCAGCUCAUGCCCUGGAGCACCCAGACCUGGAAGAGCCAACACCUGUAGAGCCUCGCCAGGAGUCGUGCCAGCCCGAGAAGGAGAUGGAGGCAGAGAUCCCGAAGAGGUUCGACCUUUGCACGAGGGAAAGAGCGUUAGCUGGAGAGACAGCUAAAGAAAAGAGGGCGAGAAGAACUAGGAGGAUAGACGAGAUAUGGCAAAAGAGGCAGAGGUUGGAGGCAGCGGGGGAGCUUCCGGAGCAGCAGCAGGAGAGGCAGAGAUCGGAGGCAGCAGGAGCACUCCCAAGCCAGCCACUCAGCGCGCCAGCUAGGGCCCCGAAGAUCCCAGAGAUGCGGAGGGACUUCUGGGAGCAGAAAGGAGAGGAGCUUCCGUCACCACGAUCUGGCGGGAAGAAGACAAAGGAAGCAAGUCAUGGAGUACACCUGGAGGCUAUGGAGAUGGAAAUCCAGGAACUCAGGGCAUUGGUAGCCAGCCAGGCAGCUAUCAUUGAGAGUCUGAGGCAGCAAACCCAGGGAAAGGUGGACAAGCCAGAGAGCAGCAGGCAGGGAGAGCAGAGGCAGCCAGGACAUGGGUUACCAGGACAGCCAUCUACAGCAGAGCCUCGCCAGGAGCCACCUAUGGGGAGAGUUAUCUUGGAGUCAGAGGAGGCGAGAGCCCAGAGACAGGCGGAGAGAGAGGUGUUCGAGUUCAGAGCCCCUACCGAGCUCGCGACACUGCCAGUAGCAGUGGCGGGCCCAGUCGUACCUUUGGCAAUUGAGGAGGGGUUACCACCAUCUAGCAGUGAGCCGGCUCAGGGCUCGGCAGAGGGAUCUAUGGGCGUGCUCCUUGAGGCAGUGCAUACCAUGAAGGAGGAGGCGAGUUUGUUUUCACCCGAGCAGAGGAUAGAGGAGUCUCUUGAGGGAGAGAUGGGUAUUGAGGCGGAGGGUGUCAUCGAGGGCGGGCUCCAGAGGUUAGGCACGCGUGAGUAUGAGCCAGAGGAGAUUGAGCAGCAGCCCAUGGUAGUGCCAGGAGAGACACUCGAGAGGAGACCUCAGAGGUUGGACACGCCUGAGUACGUCCCAGCGACAGGGGAUUUGAGGAGCAGACUGAGAUCUUGGGCUAUUGGAUCUGGGUCUGGGGGACCGGUUCAUGGAAUAGAACAGCAGCAGGAGGUCGUUAGUACCGCAGCUCCUCGAUCAAAGCAGCAGGGGGUUGUCAGUACCUUGGUAGGAUCUCCUUCAUCGCCACCUCCUCAGCCCAGGAAGAAGAAGUUCAAGAGGAAGGUUGAUCAGCUAUGCUUCUAAUGCAAGGCAAGAGGGGCAUGCAUCUGGCUCUGGACUGUCUCGAGUUC